Molecule: messenger RNA, 11413 nt
Organism: Anguilla rostrata (American eel)
Lineage: Eukaryota; Metazoa; Chordata; Actinopteri; Anguilliformes; Anguillidae
Gene: chd7
Product: chromodomain helicase DNA binding protein 7
Exons: 38
Coding region: 500-9904 (3134 amino acids)
Molecular function (GO): protein binding; ATP binding; ATP-dependent chromatin remodeler activity
Source: RefSeq, a predicted model, not a curated record
UUGCGUCAGCGCCCGAAGUUAUUCACGCGCACGCACGUGAUCGGGCAAGUCGUGAACGCGCUCCUUGCUUGUGGAAGGUGAGUGAAUGUCUCGAGGAGAGGAAUCGAGAACGCGGCUGCCGGGAUCGAUUGGAUUAAACUUGAAGUGAAAUUAACACAAAGGAGAGAGUCAGCGAGGACGGGACACAGAGACACUGAAACGAACAUCUACUGAAUCUGUAUAUUUAGAUAACUACGAAAACAAAAUAUAUUGCUGGAGAUAUAUACUAACUACACUUUAUUUGAAACAACCCUAAACUGACCCAGCUAGCUAGCUAGCUAAUAACAGGGUGCUGUAGCCUGACUUUGCCUGACACCGUGUUGUCGGACAGAAUUAGGGAAAUAUGGAGUGACAUGCAGGAGAUUAGUUAAGGGAUUAAAGGCUUUGAGGACACACACCUCAGCGGAGGGAGGCCCCCCCGCUCACUCUCGUGUGGCAGGAGGAGGGGGAAAGCGCGGCCAUGGCCGACCCCGGGAUGAUGAGCCUGUUCGGAGACGACGCCGCCCUCUUCUCGGAGGGGCUGGAGGGGCUGGGGGACUGCGGCUACCCGGAGAGCCAGGUGGGCGCCCUCGGGCAGCCGAUGCCCCUGGACCAGGGCUACGGGCCGCUCUCGUCCUCCCUCCACCACCCGCCCCAGGCGCCCCCCGGCCCGGGACAGCCCAAGCUGAGCCACUUCGACCACUUCGGCCAGUACGAGCAGCAGAAGAUGCACCUGAUGGAUCAGCAGCAGGGCGGCCGCAUGCUGGGCAGCGCGCCCGGCAACGGCAUGUCCUCGCCCCACUCGCAGUACCACACCCCCGCCCCGCCGCCCGUGGCCCACGGCGUCUACCCGGGCAUCCAGGGCGAGCGGCACGGCCAGGCCUUCAUGGACGGCGGCUCCAUGUGGGGCCCCAGGGCCGUGCAGGUGCCGGAGCAGGUCCGGCCCCCGUUCCAGCAGCAGCAGCCGCAGCCCCAGCAGCAGCCGCAGCAGGGCCCCCCGUCGCAGCAGGCGGGCCCCGCCGGGCCCCAAGGACACAUGCAGGCGAUGGGCCCCUACAUGGCCCGCGGGGACUACUCCAUGCAGACGCACAACCAGGCGCCCACGCCUCCCCGAAUGAACCAGUUCUCCCAGGUCCCGCAACAGGAAGGAGGCCGGGGGCCAACAGGCAACCACUUCAUGGGCCACAUGGGCCCCCAGCAGGCCGCCAACAUGGUGGGGCCCGCCAUGCGUCAGCAGCAGCAGCAGCAGCAGCAGUUCCACCACAGGCCUGUGCCGGGCUCCAUGCACCCGGAGGGCAUGGUGCACAACCCCCGCUUCUCCCCCAGCCCCGCCCAGCAGCAGCAGCAGCAGCCUCCGCAGCAACAGCAGCCGCAGCAGCAGCCGCAGGCGACGGGGAGGCCCCAGCAGAGCAUGGGCUACAACCCGCGCAACCCGCAGGUCCCUCCCGGCGCCGUCAACAACUCAGGGCCGUACCCUCCCUACUCCCCCUACGGCGGCCUCAACCAGGGGCUGGUGAGCAUGAGCCCCAUGGGCCAGGUGGCGCGCUACCCCAGCGCCGGCUUCCCCCAGCCGGGGCCGCAGGGGAUCCUGCACCAGCAGCCGCUCCACGUGAACCAAAUCAACUCCCAAGCUAUGCACCCCUCCCAGCAGCAGUCCCCAGCCAAGCAGCAGCAGCAGCAGCAGCCACCUCAGCAGCAGCCGCCGCCGCCGCCUCAGGGUCCCUACGGCUCUCCCUCCCCCAUGUCCCCCCUCAAGGCCCUGAGCAACCCGGCCGGCACGCCCCCCCCUCAGCAGGGCCGCCCGGCCGGCCCCGGCAUGGCCAUGGAGGUGGGCGGCUACGCGGGCAUGCCCCACCAGCCGGCGGGGCCCAUGGGCCUGGGGCAGAGGAGCAUGGGCCCCCGCGGACUGGCCCCCCAACAGCAACCGCACCAACCGCAGCAGCAGCCGCAGCAGCAGCAGCCAGCCCAUCCGCAGGGCUACAUGGGGCUGUCGCCCAACCAAAGGGACCUGGCCGGGCCCCUGAGGGCCCCACCGGCGGGGCUCGCGGGGAACCACGGGGACCCGCAGGCCAUGCUGGCCGGGCCCCCCCAGCAGGCUCAGCACGGGGGCCAGGCGCUGCCGCCCCAGCUGCCCUUCCAGAAGCAGCAGCAGCUACAGCAGCAGCAGCAGCAGCAGCAGCGCUCCCCCAUGCCGCAGCCCCCUGCGCCCACGCAGCCGCUGCUCUCCAUGCGCCACCAGAGCUCCCCGCCCCCGCACCCUCACCACCAGCCGUGGGCAGCGCAGCGCCAGUCCCCGCCCACCACCCAGAAAGUGCCUGUUCAACAGCCCCCUCCAUCAGACCCGUCAGUGGAAAUGGCCGUAUCUGACAAGCCUCCGGCGACAGGCCCCAACUCCCAGCCACUCAACUGUGACCAUCAGCAGGCCGAGGGCGAGCAGAAGCCAAAAAAGAAGAAGAAGAAGAAGGCGAAGGCGAGUCCCGAGGAGGCCAAGGACGAGGCCCCGGGGGACGGUCAGGAGGGGGGUCGGCCGGGGCCCCUCAAGAGCUCCGCGGACGAGCCGUCCUCCGAGGAGAAGAAGAAGAAGAAGAAGCCAAAAGAGAAGAAGGAACCCAAGGAGCCGAAGGCCCCGAAGACGCCCAAGACGCCCAAGGCCCCUAAAGAGCCCAAGGAGAAGAAGGCGAAGGCCAGCACUCCCAAGCCCAAGAGCACCAAGAAGCCCAGCGCGAAGAAGUCGGACACGGAAGCGAGCGCUGCGAAGAAGAAGGAAGUAGUCAAGCGCAAGCGGGAGUCGCCCGACAACUCUGACGCGGAGAGGACGCCCCCCGCCUCGCCGGAGGAGGAGGACGAUCUGGGCGUCCAGAAGAGGCGCUCGAGCCGCCAGGUGAAGAGGAAGCGCUACACGGAGGACCUGGAGUUCAGGAUCUCGGACGACGAGGCCGAGGACGGCGAGGCGGGCGGGCAGAAGUCCCCGUCCACCGCCUCUCAGUCAGAGCAGCAGGAGGCUCCCGACGCAGAGGGCCCCGUGGUGGAGAAAAUCAUGGGCAUGCGCAUGGGAAAGAAGAAGAUGGAGUCCGGCGAGGAAGUGGAAAUAGAAGAAUUUUAUGUGAAGUUCAAGAACUUCUCCUACCUGCACUGUCGCUGGGCAGACCUGGAGGAGCUGGAGAAGGACAAGAGGAUCCAGCAGAAGAUCAAGAGGUUCAAGGCCAAGCAGUCGCUCAACACCUUCCUCACGGAGAUGGAUGAUGAACCCUUCAACCCAGACUAUGUGGAAGUGGAUCGGAUUCUGGAUGUAUCGGAGAGCACUGAUGAAAACGGAGAGCCCGUCUCUCACUACCUGGUGAAGUGGUGCUCCCUGCCCUAUGAAGACAGCACUUGGGAGCUGAAGGCGGACCUGGACCAGGCCAAAGUGGACGAGUUUGAGCGGCUGUCGGCCCUGGAGCCGGCUCUGAAGCACGUGGAGCGACCUCCUGCAAGCGACUGGCAGAAAUCCGAGAGUUCCAGGGAAUAUAAAAAUGGCAACGCACUCAGGGAAUACCAGCUGGAGGGAGUCAAUUGGCUGCUCUUCAACUGGUACAACACACGAAACUGCAUACUGGCGGACGAAAUGGGCCUGGGCAAGACCAUCCAGUCCAUCACGUUCCUCUACGAGAUCUUCUUGAAGGACAUCCGCGGGCCCUUCCUGGUGAUCGCCCCGCUGUCCACCAUCCCCAACUGGGAGCGGGAGUUCCGCACGUGGACCGACCUCAACGUGGUGGUGUACCACGGCAGCCAGGCCAGCCGCCGCACCAUCCAGGCCUACGAGAUGAACUUCAGGGAUUCACAGGGUCGUGUGAUAAAGGGAGCCUACAGAUUCCACGCUGUCAUCACCACGUUUGAGAUGAUCCUGACCGACUGCCCCGAGCUGCGCAACAUCCAGUGGCGGUGCGUGGUCAUCGACGAGGCCCACCGGCUCAAGAACAGGAACUGCAAGCUGCUGGAGGGGCUCAAGAUGAUGGAUAUGGAGCACAAGGUUCUCCUCACCGGGACGCCCCUGCAGAACACGGUGGAGGAGCUCUUCAGCCUGCUCAACUUCCUGGAGCCCGAGAGGUUCCCCUCCGAGGCCACCUUCAUGCAGGAGUUCGGAGACCUGAAGACGGAGGAACAGGUGCAGAAACUGCAGGGCAUCCUGAAGCCCAUGAUGCUGCGCAGGCUGAAGGAGGACGUGGAGAAGAACCUGGCGCCCAAGGAGGAGACCAUCAUCGAGGUGGAGCUCACCAACAUCCAGAAGAAGUACUACCGCGCCAUCCUGGAGAAGAACUUCGCCUUCCUGUCCAAGGGGGGCGCUGGCGGUGGCGGUGGCGGCGGCGGAGGGGGCAACGCCAACGUGCCCAACCUGCUCAACACCAUGAUGGAGCUCCGCAAGUGCUGCAACCACCCGUACCUCAUCAACGGUGCUGAGGAGAAAAUCCUGGAAGAGUUCAGGGAGACUCAUCACUCGGAGUACCCAGAUUUCCACCUCCAGGCGAUGAUCCAGGGCGCCGGGAAGCUGGUGCUGAUCGACAAGCUGCUGCCCAGGCUGAAGGCCGGCGGCCACCGCGUGCUCAUAUUCUCCCAGAUGGUGCGCUGCCUGGACAUCCUGGAGGACUACCUCAUCCAGAGACGGUACCCGUACGAGCGCAUCGACGGCAGGGUGAGGGGGAACCUGCGGCAGGCGGCCAUCGACCGCUUCUCCCGGCCCGAUUCGGACCGCUUCGUCUUCCUGCUCUGCACCAGGGCCGGGGGGCUGGGCAUCAACCUGACCGCCGCCGACACCUGCAUCAUCUUCGACUCGGACUGGAACCCGCAGAACGACCUGCAGGCCCAGGCGCGGUGCCACAGGAUCGGACAGAGCAAGGCGGUGAAGAUCUACCGGCUGAUCACCAGGAACUCGUACGAGAGGGAGAUGUUCGACAAGGCCAGCCUGAAGCUGGGCCUGGACAAGGCCGUGCUGCAGUCCAUGAGCGGCCGCGAGAACGCUGCUAACGGGGUCCAGCAGCUCUCCAAGAAGGAAAUCGAGGACCUGCUCCGCAAGGGGGCCUACGGGGCCCUGAUGGAGGAGGAGGACGAAGGCUCCAAGUUCUGCGAGGAAGACAUCGACCAGAUCCUGCAGAGGCGGACGCAGACCAUCACCAUAGAGACCGAGGGGAAAGGCUCCACCUUCGCCAAGGCCAGCUUCGUCUCCUCCGGCAACAGGACCGACAUCUCCCUGGAAGACCCCGAUUUCUGGCAGAAGUGGGCCAAGAAGGCGGAGCUGGACAUGGACGCCAUUAACGGGCGGAACAACCUGGUGAUCGACACGCCCAGGGUGCGCAAGCAGACGCGCCACUACAGCUCGGUGAAGGAGGACGAGAUGAUGGAGUUCUCGGAGCUGGAGAGCGACUCGGAGGAGAAGCCCACGGCCAAGCCGCGCCGGCCGCAGGACAAGUCCCAGGGCUACCCGCGCAGCGAGUGCUUCCGGGUGGAGAAGAACCUGCUGGUGUACGGGUGGGGGCGAUGGAGCGACAUCCUGGCGCACGGGCGCUUCAAGCGGCCGCUGAAGGAGCAGGACGUGGAGACCAUCUGCAGGGCGCUGCUGGUCUACUGCCUGCACCACUACAAGGGCGACGAGAACAUCAAGAGCUUCAUCUGGGACCUGAUCACCCCCACCGAGGACGGGCAGACCCGCGCCCUGCUCAACCACUCCGGCCUGUCUGCUCCCGUGCCCCGGGGCCGCAAAGGGAAGAAGGUGAAGACCCAGGCGGCUCAGCCCUACAUGCACCAGGCCGACUGGCUGGCCAGCUACAACCCUGACGUCCUGCUGCAGGAGGACAGCUACAAGAAGCACCUGAAGCACCACUGCAACAAAGUCCUGCUGCGGGUCCGCAUGCUGUACUAUCUCCGGCAGGAAGUCAUCGGCGACCAGGCGGACAGGAUCUUAGAGGGCACCGAUUCAAGCGAGGUGGACGUCUGGAUCCCGCAGCCCUUCCACGCCGAGCUGCCCGCCGACUGGUGGGACCGCGAGGCCGACAAGUGCCUGCUGAUGGGCGUCUUCAAGCACGGCUACGAGAAGUACAACUCCAUGCGAGCCGACCCGUGCCUCAGCUUCCUGGAGCGCGUGGGCAUGCCCGACGCCAAGGCCAUGGCCGCCGAGCAGAGGGGGGCCGACAUGAUGGCGGACGGCGCCGAGGGGGCGGAUUUCGACCGCGAGGACGAGGACCCGGAGUACAAGCCGGCGCGGAUGCCCUUUAAGGACGAGAUUGACGAGUUCGCAGACUCGCCCCUGGACGAUAAGGAGGAGCCCAUGGACGCGGAGAACUCGGCCAAGCCCGGUGAAAGCCAGGAGCAGGGCAAGCUGUACUGGCCCGGCAGCUCGGCGCUCACCACCAGGCUGCGGCGGCUGAUCACGGCCUACCAGCGCAGCUACAAGCGGGAGCAGCUGCGGCAGGAGGCCAUGAACAAGAUCGACCGCCGCCGGCGCCGGCCCCGCGAGGAGGUGCGCGCCAUGGUGGCCGAGCGCGAGGCCAUCAUCACCGAGCGCCGCCAGAAGUGGACCAGGAGGGAGGAGGCGGACUUCUACCGCGUGGUGUCCACCUUCGGCGUCAUGUACGACGCCCGCAAGCAGCGCUUCGACUGGAACCAGUUCCGCGCCUUCGCCCGGCUCGACAAGAAGACGGACGAGAGCCUGGAGAAGUACUUCUUCUCCUUCGUGGCCAUGUGCAAGAGGGUCUGCCGCAUGCCCAUCAAGGCCGACGAGGAGCCCCCGGACCCCAGCAUCCCGAUCGAGCCAAUCACGGAGGAGCGGGCCUCGCGCACGCUGUACCGCAUCGAGCUGCUGCGGCGCAUCCGCGAGCAGGUGCUGCCGCACGCCGAGCUGGACGAGCGGCUCAAGCUGUGCCAGCCCGGCCCCGACCUGCCCGAGUGGUGGGAGUGCGGCCGGCACGACCGCGACCUGCUGCUGGGCGCCUCCAAGCACGGCGUCAGCCGCACCGACUACCACAUCCUCAACGACCCCGAGCUGGCCUUCCUGGAGGCGCACAGGAAGUUCGCCCAGAACAAGAGCGGCGGCGGCGGCGUGGGCCUGAUGCCCGGCCAGUUCUACUCCGGCCAGGGCCUCAACCCCGCCCAAGCCCCCAGCCCCGCCCCCAAGAAGGAGCAGGAGCAGGACCAGGACCCGCCUUACUUUAAGGCCGAGGAGCCGGGGUCCCCGGAGGAGAAGAAGCCAGAGGCCGACUCUCCCAAGACGGAGCUGAAGAAAGAGGAGGAGGAGGAUAAGGAGAAGGAGGAGGAGGAGAGGAAAGAGGAGGCCCAGGUGAAGGAGGAGCCCAGCAACGGAGAGGAGCCGAUGGAAGAGGAGGCCGCGGCUCCCAAACCAGAGGAAGGGGAGGGCGAUGGGGAAGGCGAUGGCGAUGGGGAAGGGGAGGCGACGCCCGCCAAAGCCCAGCCGGAGAAAGAGGAGCCAGAGGCGCAGGAGAGCGCGGAGGGCCCGGCCGGGUCCGAGCCCAAAUCGCUGUCAGAGAAAGGCUCCGAGGAGGAGGACGAGGACAAGCUGGACGAAGACGAUAAAUCUGAGGAAUCCUCACACGCCGGAGUCGGCGCGGCCUCCCGGGGGAAGCACUUCGACGAGGAGAGCAACGCGUCCCUGAGCACGGCCCGCGACGAGACCCGCGACGGCUUCUACGCCGAGGACGGCGAACCCUCGGCGGCACACAUGCUGCACGAGAGAUCCUACUCCUACUCCUUCUGGCCCAAGGACAGGGUGAUGAUCAAUCGCAUGGAUAACAUCUGCGAGGCGGUGGUCAAGGGGAAGUGGCCGGUGAACAGACGUCAGCUGUUUGACUUCCCGGGCCUGUUGCCUGGAUACACUCCCACCGCCAUGGACAGCCCUCUGCAGAGGCGGAGCUUCGCCGAGCUCUCCAUGCUGGGCCAGGCCAGCUACAGCGGGAGCGAGGACGUCACCCUCUCGCCCCAGAUGGCCAAGGACGAGGCGCUCAGCAUGGCGGCCCCGCGGCAGCGGCGGCGCCGGCGGAGGAAGGUGGAGAUCGAGGCGGAGCGGGCGGCCAAGCGCAGGAACCUGAUGGAGAUGGUGGCCCAGCUGCGGGAGUCGCACGCCUCGGACGGCCUGGACCGCGCCGUGGACCUGACCAAGGCCCUGCGGGGGGCCGCCGCCGCCGCCGCCGCCCCUACCUCAAACCUCUCCCCCAAGUUCCUCUUGCCCAACACCUCCACCCCCACUGCCGAUGCCUUUAAAACUCAGAUGGAGCUGCUGCAGGCCGGCCUCUCAGGGACCCCCACCCGGCACAUGAUGAACGGCUCCUUCCUGGAGGGCGACGUGCCCAUGAAGAGGAGGCGGGGCCGCAGGAAAAAUGUGGAGGGGCUGGACCUGCUCUUCAUGGGCAGCAAGAGGGCAGCGCUAAACGCCGAGGAUUCCGAAGUGACCAAAGCUUUCGCAGACGGGGUGCGCGUGCCGCCUCAGCCGCAGAGAAACAUUCCAUCCCCCGAGCAGCUGGACCCCAACGCCCACGUCCCCGUCAUCAACCUGGAGGACGGCACCCGGCUGGUGGGGGAGGACGCUCCCACCAACAAGGACUUGAUGGAGUGGCUGAACCAGCACCCUACCUACACUGUCGAUAUACCCAGUUAUGUACCAAAGAACGAGGACCAUCUCCUCUCACCGUUUCAGAAGCCGAAGCAGAAGAGGCACCGCUGCCGCAACCCCAACAAGAUCGACAUCAACACCCUGACCGGGGAGGAGAGGGUGCCCGUGGUCAACCGCAGAAACGGCAAAAAGAUGGGAGGAGCCAUGGCCCCUCCAAUGAAGGACUUGCCAAGGUGGCUUGAAGAAAAUCCAGAGUUUGCAAUAUCUCCUGACUGGACGGAGAUCGUCAAGCAGUCGGGCUUCCUCCCCGAGUCCAUGUUUGACCGUCUCCUGACGGGGCCGGUGGUGAGAGAGGAGGGAGCCAGUCGCAGAGGGAGGAGACCAAAGAGCGAGAUCGCCAAGGCGGCGGCCCAGGCUGCGGCGGCGGCGGCCGCCGCCUCGUCCUCGGGCAUCAACCCCCUGCUGAUGAGCAGCCUGUUCGGGGGCAUGGACCUGGCCAGCCUGCACAACCUGCAGAACCUGCAGAGCCUGCAGCUGGCCGGGCUCAUGGGCUUUCCCCCGGGCCUGGCGGCGGCGGGGGCCGACGCCAAGCACGCCUCGGCCAUGCUGCCCCUGAUGCUGCCCGGCAUGGCCGGCCUGCCCAACAUGUUCGGCCUCAGCGGCCUGUUCAACAACAACCUGGCGGCCGCCGCCGCCGCCGCCUCGGUGGGCAGCAGCGCCGCCGCCGCCGCCGCCGCCGGCCAGGGGGAGCCCGAGGAAGGCUCCGCCUCCAAGGAGGACAAGAAGGAGGAGGACGGGGAGGACAAGGAGCUGGAGAAGCCCGGCGAGGCGGGGGCAGAGGCCAACGGCGAGGCCUCGCUCAGCUCUGCCGCCGCCGCGGCCGCCGCCGCCGGCAUGUCCGCCAACCCGCUGGCCUUCAACCCCUUCCUCCUGUCCACCAUGGCCCCCGGCCUCUUCUACCCCUCCAUGUUCCUCCCCCCCGGCCUGAGCGGCCUGGCCCUGCCCGGCUUCCCCCAGGCCACGCUAGCGGGACUGCAGAGCGCCAUGGCGGGGGCCGGCGCGGGGGCCGCCGCCGCCGGCGACGACAAGGACGCCGGCGGCGGCAAAGAGCCGGCCGCGGCCAAGGCCAAGGCGGAGGACCGGGAGAACACGGCGGACGACAGCGACACGGACGAGAGCCAGAACAAGACUGCGGAGUCCUCGCUGCUGGAGGACGAGCUGGGACCAGCCGAGGAGCUGGACUCCCUGGACGGGGCGGAGGACGCCGAAGAGGCGGAGGACAACGACGAGUAGCCCGGCCUCCUCCCCCCCCCCCCCCACUGCUUUCAAGAAGUGUUUUAAACUUUUUGACGAGAAAAUGGUUAGCCCUACUGUUUACAUGCCAGUUUAAUAUCCAAACAUUUAGAUUUUGGCUUUUGUUUUUGUUUUUGUUUUUUUGUUUUUUCUUUAAUUUUCGUUUUUUUGAUUAUUCCCCCUUUCGUUUUCGUUUUCAAAGGCAAAAUGAAAUGGAAAACAAGAAGCUGUCUAACAUAGUGUAGCAAAAACAAAAAAAAAAAAAGAAAGAAAAAAGUCAUGUUACAUGGAUGUCAAAAUGUUUUUUGGUCCUUGAGUAUUGUGCAGUGCAUUAUUUAUUAUCCUAGGAGAGGUUAUGAAAUUUCAAAACUUCAUCUGAAAAUCUUUUAGGAACGAAUUGCUCCGAUAGUGCUCUGCUUUUUUUCUUCCCCCCCCCCCCUCAUUUUUUCCCCGCCCCUCUACGAUUGAUGUUGUGUUUGACGAGCAGCAAAACUUUGAAAUCCAGUGGCACGCGAUCGCUGCUGAAAAAGGAUUAAUGAAGAUGUAUAUUUAACUUUUUUCUAUGGGUUCUUUUGUACCGUUUUGUUUUUUUGUUUUGUUUUUUUUUUGCUGUGAAGAUCAGGAUGAAAUUCAUACAUAUCAUGCCUCCAGACUCCCGACUGUUCCGAGUUUCACACGCUGACAAUCUAAGCAGAGGUGUGAAGGACUCCGCCUGAGGAGACAGCAAUAACUAAGGCAGCUGUUGAAUGUUAGAUUAUUCUCAGAAUACCACACCAGGAGGGUGACCGCAAGAUAAAGACAAGAAAAAAACGUACUACAGUCAAUUUGUCUCUUGAUACUCUUGUUCAUGCACUGGUAUAAACUUAAAAAGAAAUCAGGUACAUUUCUCUAAUGAAAGGACGUUUGUUACUUUAGCCACAAAGCUGAACAGCAUUACCUCAAUUCUAAACUAGCCUUGAAGUUUACAGACAUGACUUUGUAAAUGUUUUUUCUUAUUUUCUUUUUUUGUGAUGUCUUGUUUUUGUUUUUUGUUUUUGUUUCGUUUAAUUUUUUUCGUUUUUUGGAAACCAUGUAUGAUAAAAAUGUAAAUUGCUGCCAACUGUAGUAAUGACGCUUUUAAUAAAAGUGACCCACGAUAUUCAUCUAGGAAACCAAAUCAGAAUGUUACGUGGUCUUUUCUGUAGGUUUCUGUCCUUAGAACACACUAGGCUGGCAGUCGAGCUUGUUUAGAUGAAGGUGAGGCCGGUUAUGUGGUUGCCUCACCCGCAGGCAGAAGUACAGCUGUAUGGGUUGAUAAUAGUUGGCAGAAUCCUUCCCCCCUCCCCCAUAAGAACUCAGCUGAUGGAUUGGAUAACUGGCUCCAGACACCUGAAAUGCAGCGGUUUGAAGUGGCCGCUCAGACCACUUUAACUGCUGCCAUUACUUCUCUGAGCAGGACGAUGUGUCCAACCAUCCAUUGUAUGUUGUCUAUUUAAUUUCCUCUAUUUUCCAAUAAAAGCUCUAAAACAA